Messenger RNA from Zasmidium cellare ATCC 36951, 1233 nucleotides. RefSeq lists its product as uncharacterized. Gene Ontology annotation, molecular function: FAD binding. Bases 1 to 1233 code for a protein of 410 amino acids. The record is from RefSeq and is a predicted model, not a curated record. Lineage: Eukaryota; Fungi; Ascomycota; Dothideomycetes; Mycosphaerellales; Mycosphaerellaceae. The transcript has 5 exons.
AUGGCCGAAGGAAAUCCACAGAAAGAUGGACGCAGAGUGCUUAUCAUCGGAGCCGUCGGAAGAGUCACUGAUGAGACUUUCUCAGGCUCAGCAGGACUACUCAGUGCACACGCGCUGCAAAUGCAAGGCGCUCAAGUCACGGUCUACGAACAAGAUCCCUCGCCCGACAGCCGGCCACGAGAUUGGAAUUUUGGCAUUUACUGGGCUCAAGUGCCGCUCCAAGACUGCCUUCCACCACACCUCCAAAAGGAGGUUGAAAAUGCCCAGGUCGACGAGCAUCGUGCAGGUGAUGACGAAGUCAUGCCCAUCCGCAACGGCGAGACCGGCGAGCUGCUCAAAGCAGUCCCCAUCCUGUAUAACAUCCGUCUCGCGAGGAAGCGCCUCCUGCGACUUAUAUCCCAAGGCCUGGAUGUCCAAUACGGCAAGACGUUGAGGUCUGUCUCAUCAGACGGUCAUCAUGCAACCGCAACCUUCGUGGACGGCACAUUCGCAACAGCCGAUCUGCUCAUCGGCGCUGAAGGCGCACAUUCCAAGGUCAGAGACUUCCUCGUCGGUCCAGUAAACUCGGCAUUAAACCCACUCCCCCUCGUGGCCAGCGUCACUAUCGCCAAGCUCCCGAAGUCUGCAGCCCUCAAAUUCAAAGAGUACGCUUCCCGACUAAUGGUCAUCUUCCAUCCCCUGGGCUACUUCAACUGGAUCGGCCUACACGACGCCAAUGCACCACUUGAGCCAGGGGACUGGACGUUCAUGAUGAUCUCGUCCUGGAACUCACCUGUCGAGGAAGAUGUGUCGAAACUUCGGGAUGGUGGCAGUGAAGCGAUCCUGGAAGACCUCAAACGCCGUGCAGAGCCCUUCGAGGAGGGCAUUCGCGAGUUGUGGCGCUCUAUACCGGAGGGAACGAAAUGCUGGCAUAAUCGUUUGAGCGAAUGGAUCCCUCCUGAGGCCGGAUGGGACAAUCGCAACGGCACAGUCACCCUGGUGGGGGACGCCGCACAUCCGAUGACUUUUCACCGCGGUCAAGGCCUCAACAACGCCAUCCACGACGUUGCUUCUCUUGCUCGCCAUAUCCAAUCUCAAGGGUUCACUGCCGCUGCCCUUGACGCUUAUGAAAAGGAGAUUAUUCCGAGAGCGAGGGAGGCUGUCAAGGGCUCGACGGAGAACAGUCUCUCUGUGCAUGACUGGAGCAAAUUGGUACAGUCUCCGUUGUUCACGACAGGACUGAAGCAGAAGUAG